AUGACUGUGGACGUCGCCUGGGACGAGUUUCAGAGACUGGGUCGGUCCCGCAAGUACAAGGGGUGCUAUCUUCACAUUCUCACCGGUGAUCCCACGGUUCGGGACAACGAGGGGUUCGAAGGGACCUGGAUCGGCUUACUGGAACGGCACACAGACGAACAGGCACAGUCACUUGGCUCUGUUUUGAGCUUGGAAAAGAACGAUGUUGAAGAGAACUUGGGAGACAACACUGAAACGAGCUUGCUGAAAGGCCAGCCAGCAGCCAAGGGAGACAAGACUCUAAUUCCAAGCGACCAAAGCACCAAUCUGGGCUCGCCCAUAACCACGAGUAGAGAUAGUAUCGAGGGCUAUGCCAAACCCGAUAAUCACGCCGAACAAACGACUGAGAACAACGGCGGUGGGGACGACAGCGGCGACGAAAACAGUGACGACAACAGCGAUUCUGAACCAGAAGCCCUCGACGCUGUGUUGCAGUCCCCAAGAGCCUCGAAAGAACUCGCCUUUUUCCUCAAGACUUUGCGAUCUCAAGUUCUGCAUAGGCGAGAAUACCUGAAGGCAGAUCACUGCAGCAAUGUCUUUUUCUCCGACUUGUGGCAUCUUUUCUCGCCAGGUAUUGAGGUCAUCCGAAGCGAUAGGAAACAAGCUUACCGUGUUGUUCAUGUCACAAGCACAAAGCACCGUAUGGUGUCGGCUUUCGAAAAAUGGGGCGGUCGUCCGGGUGUCCACGUCGACGUUGAUGAUGAGAACAAGAAGAGACCAAGACCCAAUUUCCGCAUCACAUGCGUGUACAUCGACUUUGAUGGCAAGGUGUUCGGACCAGUAGCAGAAACAUUCGACAUCAAAUCAUUCGAGGGGCAACGAGAGAUUACCUCCUUCGAAGUCUUCCCAUUACGACUUUUGCCCACACUUAGAGAUGGGCUUGACGAUGCUGAGCGGGACACGCCGUCCAAUCUUCAACCGGCCACCCGCUUCAGACAAAAGCUUAUCAAUCGGGGCAAGAAUUUUCUUGAAGCCAUCAAGAAGAAGCAUAUGUACUACGCUGGCCCAACUUUGGACACUCGCGAAGAAAUCGAGGGGCAAGUUGUUGUGGAUUUCGAGGCUGCCUUCUCCAUUGAAGAGGAUCCGGACCUGCCCUCUGAACAACCGCGGAUCAGAUCCUUGCUCAAUCUUAAGCUGGACGAUUAUGCUGAAGAAAGACCUUGUCAGGCCGAUUGCUGCUUUGUUGAAAAAGUUUACGAUGAUACGGCAAUCGACCUGAGACGAGGAAUGGAGUACAUCAACAGCCUGCUACCCAAACCAGGUGGUCAAGAUCCCGCAUCGGUUCUCAUUCUCCCGCAGACACUAGAGGAGCUCCAGACACGUGCAAGUCACGACAAGUUUCUCCUUCCGGAUAGCGAUCUACUGAUAUUAUCCUACAGAGUCAUUGGGUUUCUGCUUCGCAAUCGAAAAUUCGCUCAGUUGGAUUUGGCUUUUCUCUCUGAGAUACAAUUGCGAACCUUGAGCUCGGUCCCUGACAACAAACAUGAUGCAAGCCACACGCAAGAGGACAGCAGCACUGGAUCUGCCGCAGCUUUUGACCGCCUCGUUUUGGAGGAGGGGCAUAGGUCCAUGAUCGAGUUGUUGAUUGCCCAGCAUUUCAGGGACAAAGAGUCUAAGGGGGAUCCGAAUGAUCAAUACGACGCAGUUCGAGGGAAAGGCAAAGGCUUGAUAUUAUUGCUUCACGGAGCACCCGGGGUGGGAAAGACAUCGACUGCAGAGGGGGCAGCAGAGCUUUUCGGCAAGCCACUGUUCCAAAUCACAUGUGGCGACUUAGGCACCACUGCGAAAGAAGUCGAACAUGCUCUCGAGAAAAACUUCGCUCUCGCAAAUCGAUGGGAUUGUAUCCUGUUGCUCGAUGAGGCCGAUGUCUUUCUUGCAGAGAGGACCAGAGAAGAUUUCAAGAGAAACGGACUUGUGGCAGUCUUCCUUCGUGUGCUCGAGUACUACACCGGAAUUCUCUUCUUGACGACCAAUCGCGUCGGCGAUUUUGAUGAAGCGUUCACGUCUCGUAUCCACAUGAGCCUGUACUAUCCCGACCUCAGCCGGGACAAAACCCUACAGAUCUUCGAGAUCAACCUGAAGAUGAUUGCCGAGCGCUUCGCGCGCAAGGAGAGGAAGAUCGUGAUCGACCAACUGGGCAUUGGCGCCUUUGCCUCUCAGCACUUCAUCGACAAGCCCGACGCGCGUUGGAACGGUAGACAGAUCCGCAACGCCUGUCAGACGGCUUUAGCGCUUGCUGAGUUCGAGGCCCAGGGCAACAGCCAUAGGAAGAUUCUCAAGCCGGACGCCGUUGUCCAACUCACUGUCGAUCACUUCAAGACUGUACGCAACGCGUAUCUCGAGUUCACCGACUACAUGAAAAUGGUCUACGGCACCACCGCGGCUAGAAAAGCCGAAGAGGGCAAGGUCCGCGCCAUCUUGGUUGACGAGAACAAUAAUUUCGUCGGGAGCGUCGGCGGAGCCGGCCGUCUUGACAGAAAGGCUGCUUACGCACAGCAAUCCAAGGCCCCUCUCUACGCCAGUGAGCACCAGCCGCAGGAGAACGCCCAGUUCCAACAACACCAGGCAUACCAUACAGGGGGCUACCAUCAGACCGGGCACUACCAAACGCCGCCGCACGGCUAUCAUCAGUCACAGGUCUACCCAAGGCCCGAGUCAUUCGGUGCCCCAUCGCAACCUCAAUCAGCCCAAUACCCAAGCACUCCUCCAAGUCAGACCUCUCGUGGCACUCCGUUUCCAACUCAUAUGCAAGAAUCCCAGGUUCCUGGUGAAUUUGGUCGAAGUCAGCGUCCUGUGAGCUCCGACAAUUCCUUCAGAGAAUCACAAGGACAGUUUGACAUCCAACAGGGCCAGUAUGCUCCGCAGCAGCAAUCCAAUCCUCAAUGGCCCAGCAGAAGUGUCCAAGAUGCGUAUGAUCUGUCAGGUGGACCACGCCAGGGACUGCCAAGCCAUUUGACACCGUCCAGAGGAUCUGGGACAUCUGGGAUGUAUGGGCCGGGGCCCGAGCAGCAGCAAGAACGUCCGCCUGGUGUUUAG
Messenger RNA from Colletotrichum higginsianum IMI 349063, 3075 nucleotides. Its product is annotated as AAA family ATPase. The record is from RefSeq and is a predicted model, not a curated record. Bases 1 to 3075 code for a protein of 1024 amino acids. Lineage: Eukaryota; Fungi; Ascomycota; Sordariomycetes; Glomerellales; Glomerellaceae. Gene Ontology annotation, molecular function: ATP hydrolysis activity; ATP binding. The transcript has 7 exons.